UCUCGAACGAACGUCUCUUUCUUUUGGCGGCUAUAUCCUAUACUAUACUUUUGACCGUGUAUAUUCUACUAGUCAGUACCCCGUGCCGUGACCGUACCGCAGGUACUAGCGGUGUUGUUUGGAAGACACUGAUUCGUGAAACUUUUUUUUUCUAAAGCUUUUUCUUGUACAUACUUUGACUUUGGGUUUCUUUUGGCGUGUUCGACAGUGUUUUUUUUUUCUUGGUGAUACUUUGUUGGAUUUGAAAUACAGAGGAGUAACUUGGAUAUAGAUUUUUUUAUUUGAAGGAUGAUCACCUAAAAAUGACUUCAAUCCGUAAAGGAGAAGAUAGCGGUACGAAUUGCCGCGUUAAGCUCAAACAAGUACUGGCAAUUAUAAUACGUAAAGAAGGCUGUCAAGGAGAUCCUGGAGAUUUUUGGAUGUACGAGAAUGGAUAUCUUCUGUUUCAGGGUCUGCUCUCCUCAAAUUCAGUUUGCUGGUGGAACAACGCUCUAAACAACGCCACCAAAGGCCUCAUUUACUAUGGCUACGUGAACCCAGGAGCACUUUUAGUGGGCGCCGAACCUUGCGCCUUGGAAGUGCUCAGAAAUGCUUGGGCCAGGAGAGUACUGCAACCGCCUCCAGGAUACCAGAUCGUAGCAAUAGAGGAUAUUGAACAAUGCAACGCUGCACCGGUGUCCCAAACUCAAUGGACACCGUUACCUGAAGCCGUUUGUGCCGUAGUUUUAAGACUUUCUAGUCAAGGAAGACCCGCAGGAAUCGAAACGAUACGGGAAGCUUUAAUUUUGGCAUUUCCUCAUGUCUCGCCGCCCAGCGAACAAACCUUAUACGAUACUCUGGUGCAAUUGAGCAAAGAGAGGAAGCUUUAUAAUACUUCGAAUGGAUACUAUAUUGUUACUCCUGAGAGGAAACGAUCCAGAAGUCAGUCACGAACACGUGUAAGAAGAGAACAAGAUAAUGGCUAUGAAUAUUCCUCGUCUCCGAAUAAAUCUAUACUUAUGUCAACUGAAGAAGCUAUGGCUAUGGUUCAUGGAGACAUUACUACUCUUAGAGAUGGAAAUGUCACUCAUCAAUGUAUACAAACCAAUUUAGCUGACGUUAUAUGUGGAGGAAACGCCAGUGACAAAAUCCUUUAUCCAAGAACCAAAAGAAGGUCCUCAUCGUUUCCAGCUCAAAGAAGUCCUGAUCGAAGAGGUUCGUUUAGAUUGUGGAGUUCGAAUAGACGACUAAGACGUUCGGCUUCCACGAGAACUAUCCAUAAACAUUACGCGGAUACUAGUAGUAGCACGGAAUAUCCGAACAGUGGGGAUUCUACGCCAACUCCAAAAAAAGAAUCUCUCCUUUCCCGGAUAUUCCGUAGAUCCAAACGUUCUCAAUGUCAAAUAGGAACUUUUGGUGCCCAGUUUCCUCCUUCUGAGUGGUUCAACUCAAAAACCGUCCAUUUGCAUAGUAUUGGAACCCAAACUUCCUCUGAAAAGGAUUCCGGCAUUGAUAUUUCAGCUUACCUAGAAAGUUGCGAUAUAAGUUCCAAAUCGGCAACGUUGCCACGUCACCAUCACCAUCACAGACGUCAACUAUCCAGUGACGUCACUCUACCCACAACAUCACUAAGUGCUUCCAGAGAAAACUCUCCUAUAUCCAGAUUUAGCACGCUGCCAAGAAAACGUAGAGAGAUUUCCAGAAAAACUAGUAGGUCUAGCCUGGGAAAAACUGAAGUAAAAGUUGAGGAUGCCAAUAAGAAGCCUAAUAAUGAAGAAACUACAGGCACAAAUUCUCCAGUCAAGCAUUUGUUGAGUAUCGAUAAUAGUGGGCCAAGUAGUAUAGAAUCUCACAAGAGUUCAUUGACUAGUGGACCAUCGAGUUUGGAGAGCCACAAAACGGUUAUUCAAAAAAAUUCCCCAAAAAUCAAAAAGGAAAUUUCCAAAACGAAAAUUUCAGCUAAAACCAAUGACAUUCCAAAUAGUAAUUCGUUCACUUUGGAAGUUACUACCAAUCAAAAUGGUAGUGGAGACAGUAGCAAUGUUGCUACUGCUACAAUAAAUGCUAAAACGAAAAUUUUUGUGCAAAAUUCCCCUGUAAGGUCAGUGAUUACUUUUGAAAAUGGUAAUAGUAAUAAUAAUGGGGGAAAUGUUGUGGUGAUUAAUGGAGAUAAGUUAGAGGAGAAUGAUAGCAAAAAAGCCAAGGAUGAAAAUUUAGAAACGAUGAACAAUAGUAGAAAACUAUCCCUGCAAUCACCACAAAAAGACAAUUUCAAUUUCCAAAAUUUAAUCAAAAACCUCUCAUCGAGCACUCACAAUCAAUACAUUUCAAGCUCCAACCCAGAUUCUCCUAUUGCCAAUAAUUCCUUGAGGGAUUUUUCCAAAAACUCUGGUAGCAAUCCGCCUAGUCCAACUAAAACUAGUCACGAAUUGUUAGGGAAUUUUUUCAAAAACGAUAAUAAAGUCGUAGAGAAAAAUUUGAUAGGCUCUGAACCGAAUUUGGUGUUUUCUAGGGAAAAUACCAAACAGCCCAGCUUGAGCGAUUUGUCAUUUAAUUUCACCAGUUUAGCGGCGCAAAAAAUCCUCAAAGGGGUCAGUAUUAAUAGCCUAGAUACUCUGGUUGAAUUGAAUAUGGCCAAUAAUAUUGAAAAGCAGAAAAAUAAUUGUGCGGAAGUUGUUCACACGGAUUUUGGAUUGUUUUAGGAAAAAAAUAAUUUUUUUUAUGCAUCUUAUGUCAACUUUCCUUUAGGGAAAGUUUGCUUUUAGGGUGUCGUUUUAAUAACAAUUUUUAACACCUUUUUCUGAGAAUCAUUGUUUGUAAUAUUUUUGUAUAUUUAUUAUAAUUACUUAUAUAUGUAUAUUAUGAAAAAAAAAAUAGCCAUUGUGUACAGAUUAACAGAUACUUAUAUAAAUAUUUAAAACAGCAAAAUUUUGUAUCAUUAUUUUCAACUGGAACUUGGAGGCCUUGGAGCGUACUUUUUUGAAAUUUCUGGCUUUGUUCGUGUUAAAACUUGUAGUCAUCAUGGGGUUAUCAAUUUUCUAACCAAACGUCUUCCAAAUUAGACUAUCCAAAACACGUGAUUUUGACAAGCAAAAUAUGGCCGACAAGAGGCACACAAACAUUGACACAAACACAAACCAUAACGUCAUUAUGUUAUGUCAUUAAUAAUCAUAAUUCAAUACUUAUUUUCUAUUGUGUGCGUCCCAAUUUUUGCCAGUUUCUACCCAAUUACGGAAUCCUUAUUGUUUGGGCAAGGUUGCUCUACCUGCAUUUCACUUGGACACGCAGGAUCUUUGAUCCUUGAUGUGAAAAUAUUUAUUUAUUUUAACUCCACCGUACAGUGUUGUGUUUUGAUUUGUAUUGUUUUUUUCACUUAAAAUUUGAAAAAAUUUAAGAAUGUGCCGAUCUCCACAACUUCCACAUUUAAUGCUAUAACACGUUGUAGGCAUGUUUUUCGCGUUUUUGAGAACUAUUUACUACUAUUUACAUACACUAUUCGAAUACACUAUUUCUAAAAUUAAUGAAAAUAACAGUUUUAAGUAUCCAGAACGCAAAUAAUUCACAAUGAGCCCUAUUUUAAGCUCAUACAUUAUUUGUUGACAAAUUUGAUGACACAUAAAAAAAGGGUUUGUGUGCCUCUUGGCGGCCAUUUUAAUUCAAGUUUGACAGCAUCUUGGAUAGUCUAAUUGUUAGGAAACAUCAGUACCAGGACAUACCUGAAAGUACGUUUACCAGCAAGUCAAGUAUGAGUUCUGUCAUUGUAUUUUACUGUUUAAUUUAAUAAAAUCUUCUCAAAAACAAAUAUUGUUGUAUUUAAUCCGAACUACAACAAUUUGGCGCAGUCGGUAGGAUAAUGAACAUGGAUUAUAUGACAGAAGUUCUCACAACUUUCCUAAAGAAUUAAUAACAAUUUCUAAUCAAAAGUCAGCAAGAUUUUUUGGGUCAGUUUUCAUCAAAUUUCCAAAAUUUAACUCAAAAUCAAGCUAAAUCAAAUGUCCUGGAAGGAAACCCUGGGUGAUAGUAUCUCAGAAUUUCAUUAUGACGAGGAAACAGAGGGAGCACUUUUGAUGUAUGGUACAAAAGAUAUCAAAGUCUUUUCACAGAAGAUGCCAAAAAUAUUUC
Molecule: messenger RNA, 4101 nt
Organism: Ceutorhynchus assimilis (cabbage seed weevil)
Lineage: Eukaryota; Metazoa; Arthropoda; Insecta; Coleoptera; Curculionidae
Source: the annotation of a GenBank genome assembly